UGAGACAGUAGAAUAAAAUGGGGACAGAAGGACAAGAUGGAGAAAGUAGGACAAGAUGGAGACAGUAGGGAAAGACACCAGUGUUGCCCAUCCUGCUGCCCUUCAGCUAUGGUUGAUCUGAAUCUCCCAGCACCCACAGACAGCCUAUGGCCCAGGGGCAUUUCAGCCCCUAGUGCCACCCUGAGGUGUCCCAGGGGAUGCUGCCCCCCAUGCCUCUCUGCACUAGAGGAGCCGAAAUUUCAAUUUAGAAAUCUUACUUGCCUUACUGCAGCAGUGCCCCGGGAUGGCCCCACCGCCUUGGGGCCUGGGAAAAGGAUAUAAACACUGAAAAGCUAAUAUUAAAGGAGUCACUAAAAUGCUAACAGUAAUGAAGGAUUUAUUGCUUUACAUCUGGGACCUAAGCCAGUGGAAGAACCAGCCCUUUCUUGAUCUAGUAACUGUCAGUAAUUGAGUACAGGGGCACAUAAGGGCUAAAGUGUGGAAGGAGAAAGACAUCAUCUUGGGGCAUCUGGCACUCUUGUCUCUGGUCUUUGGAUACUGGAAUCUCAUGAGGCAUCAGCAAGAGUGAAUAAUGAACUGCAUCUGAGAGGACCAGAAGACCACUGUGCUUAUUGAAGGACAUCAACACUUUUCUUCGGGGUUUGGGGUUUACUAAUGACCUUCUGUAAUCAUCUCAUUGCAUUCUACUGAUCUUCUAGAACUCCAGAACCUUCUCAUGGAGCUUGGAAGCCACGUGUCCUUUUCAAGUUCAAGACUCAACAGAAGGGUGAAGGACCAAUACAUGAAGCUGCCCCAAGAGGGGAAGGUAAUGGUCACCUAUGUUUGGAAGAACGUCCCACAUGAAAACCUACAGUGCAAAACAAGGACCCUGGACUACGAGCCAAAGUCCAUAGAAGAGAUUCCAAAAUGGGGUCUUGCCUUCCACUUACAACACGAGGACCCCUUAAGGGAUAUGUAUCUCAUCCCGGUGAAGAUGUUCAAAGACCCAUUUUUUUGGGAUCCAAAUAAGUUGGUUCUGUGUGAAGCCAUGAAGUCCAAUGGGCAGCCUGCAGAUAACAAUCUUCGACAAUCUUGUAAGAAAGUAAUGGAGAUGGCAAGAGACUAUCACCCGUGGUUUGGGAUGGAGCAGGAAUACUUCCUGAUUGGUGCUAAUGGGCUUCCAUAUGGCUGGCAAGAAGACAGGUGCCCGAUACAAGGCAUCCAUCACUGUGGAGUUGGAGCUGAUAAGGUACAUGGACGGGAGAUUAUGGAGGCUCACUACAAGGCGUGCCUGUAUGCCGGCAUUAAAAUCUGGGGCACCAAUGCAGAAAUCAUUUCCUCACAGUGGGAAUUCCAGGUUGGCCCUUGUGAAGGCACCGACGCAGGAGACCAUUUAGUCAUGGCCAGGUUCAUCCUUCAUCGCGUCUGCGAAGAUUUUGGCGUGGUGGCAUCACUGGACCCAAAGCCUGUGCCUGGAUUCUGGGCCGAUUCUGGGUGCCAUGUCAACUUCAGCACAGAGGACAUGAGGAAAGAAGGAGGCCUCAAACACAUUGAAGAUGCCAUUGAGAAGCUUGCCAAGAGGCACGAUCACCAUAUCAGCAAGUACGACCCCACGGGAGGCGAGGGCAACGCGCAAAGACUGAUCGGGGUUCUUGUGACCUCCAACAUAAACAAGUUCUCCUCCGGCGUUGAUGACCGCACCGCCAGUAUCCGAAUUCCAAUCCAGGUAUGGCAGCAAGGAUAUGGCUACUUAGAAGACCGCCGUCCUUCUGCCGACUGUGACCCUUACGCUGUUAUUGAGGCCGUGGUGAGGACCACCAUUUUGAAGGAGACCACGGUUUAUGAAGAGAACUGAGCUUGGAUCUGGAUUGUCCCCUCCAUUGGGGUCCUACCUGAUCCACCACUUGAACCUCUACCCACUGCCCACUCUAAAGCAUGGAUGAGGCAUCAUCACAAGGAGGUAGAAAGUCCAACCCAUGACCCACACCUUAGGGCAGGAACUGGAAAAAUAUAUCAAUAAAAUGCUAAUAAUGCCAGG
Molecule: messenger RNA, 2017 nt
Organism: Xenopus tropicalis (tropical clawed frog)
Lineage: Eukaryota; Metazoa; Chordata; Amphibia; Anura; Pipidae
Product: glutamine synthetase
Exons: 6
Coding region: 716-1834 (372 amino acids)
Biological process (GO): L-glutamine biosynthetic process
Cellular component (GO): cytoplasm
Molecular function (GO): catalytic activity; glutamine synthetase activity
Source: RefSeq, a predicted model, not a curated record